AUGACGCGUCGCUACCUGUUUCCCGCACUGGCGGUUUCGUUCGUGUCGAUGGUGCUGCUGGUGCUCGUCACCAUCAGCACGCCCACGACACUCUCGGACAGCACGCCGUUUGAUUUCGUGCGUUCCUCGCGUCUCGACGGCAUCGUCGAUCUUAGCCCGGGUAGCAACGAUAAGCGUCCGCUUGGCGCACUCAAGUUCGGCACCUGGGGCUACUGCUCCGCUCUGAACGGCACCGACAACUACGCCUGCUUCAAACACUCCCACGGCUACAGCGCCACAUUCGGCAUCAAUCCAAACACUACCGCUACGGCGGCACGCGAUUCGGUCACCAUCGGCGCCUCCUGGACCCGAGGACUCGCUGUUCACGUCGUGGCUUUCGUCGCUGCUAUUGCUGGCCUCGUCCUGACGGCUAUCCCCAAGCAGCCAGUUCGUCUUGCUGCGACGGUGGUCAAUGCGGUAGCCGCACUGCUGGCAUUGAUCGCGUUCUGCAUCGACAUUGCGCUGUUCGUCUACGUCCAGAAGCAGAUGAAGAAGGUCGCCGACUCGCCCAAGAGCAUGCCCGGUCCUGCAUUCUACAUGGCUCUCAUCGCUAUCCCCAUCGCCAUCAUCGCCACCGCGCUGACGUUCCUCAACUGGAGAUCCGAAGGCCUCGACAAGGUCGUCACCUCCGGCUACGAUUACCCCGCCCAGACCGAGUGGAACUCGCACCAGAUGCAACCCACCACCACCUCCACCGAACACACCCAGGGCGCCUCCUCCGCCAGCGCCCAAAAGGUCCUCGACGCCUACGAGGAGAGCAAGAACUAA
Molecule: messenger RNA, 807 nt
Organism: Moesziomyces antarcticus
Lineage: Eukaryota; Fungi; Basidiomycota; Ustilaginomycetes; Ustilaginales; Ustilaginaceae
Product: pali-domain-containing protein
Exons: 1
Coding region: 1-807 (268 amino acids)
Cellular component (GO): plasma membrane; growing cell tip; cell division site
Source: RefSeq, a predicted model, not a curated record